GGCCACUUUUCUCCGUCUUCUCUGGUUUUUUUCCGCUGGUUUCACCGCGGCAGGCAGCGUCGCCAGCAGCGGGGAGAGAGCGGUGACACACGGAGGGACAUCCCUGUUGCCACAGCAACUAGCCGAGGCACGAGUUCCGGCCGCAGCAGCAGCUUUUCACAAUAAGACGGUGUACACAGGAGCUUUUACACUGAAGCCCACAGACCGGAAGUGGUCCCUGCUGCCUGCUGCUGUUUUGACUGCGCUCACAAAAAACUGCGAAAUCAAGGAGAAGGACAGCGCCCAGAAUAACAGUCACCCUCUGCGAACCGCGGCCAGCAGCGCCUGGAAAUGGGACUCGGGUCGUGCGUCCGGGGCGGCGGGACGGGAGCUCCGAGGUCAUGUCCUUCAGUUUAAACCCACAGUGCUACACGCAGCUCUCCAAGCAUGCCACAGCAGUGAUCAUAUCGCUCCACUCAGCAGCACUGUUUGAUCUGAGAGAAACGUGCCUUGUAAGGAAGCAGGAUGUUCACAGGCUCCACCAAACUACCACCCGCUAAAACCCCCCAGCCCGAGCGGCUGGAUGAAGUGUACGCCGCCUUGCGCAGAGGCUUACAGUCGUACCUGCAGGUCCACCAGCUGGAGCUGGACAGUUUGGGUCAGCAGAUCAGAGAGAACAAGAGGAACGGUCGCCUGGGGUCUUUGUAUGAGCAGGAUAAGCAAGUGAAAGCCAUAGAGCGGUUCAUGCGUCGCUUGGAGUUCCAUCUCAGCAAGGUUGAGGAGCUCUACGAUGCCUACUGCAUCCAGCGGCGACUGCGUGACGGAGCGAGUAAGAUGGUGGCGGCUUUUAACUCAGCCACGGGCAGCAGGGAGGCGAGAGAGAGCCUCAGUGAAGCCAACAAAGGUUACAGGGAAUGCACAGAGCACAUGUGCUCACUUGAGAGCGAAUUAGAAAGCCAGAUGGGAGAGUUUCAUGUGAAGAUGAAGGGCCUCGCCGGAUUUGCACGGUUGUGCGCGGGCGACCAGUAUGAGGUCCUGAUGCGCUACGGCCGGCAGCGCUGGAGGCUCAGAGGUCGCGUGGAGGUCAGCAACAAGCAGAUAUGGGACAGUGAGGAGUACAUCUUCCUGCCUCUGGUUGCAGAGCUGCUGUCAAUAAAGGUGACGGAGCUGAAGAGCCUGGCCAAUCACGUGGUGGUUGGCAGCGUGUCGUGUGAAAUGCUCGAUCUGUUCUGCCCGCUGCCCCAGACGCUCGCCGUAGACAUCAACGACCUCGGGACGGUGAAGCUGAACCUGGAGGUCACCUGGAGUCCGUUUGACAAGGAUGACCAGACCUCCUCCACCAGCACGGUUUCCAAGCGGCUGCUGUCCAAUCAGAGCCCCCCCGACACUCCUUCCAUGCGAGAGCAGGUGUUCUAUUCUCUGCUGAAGCGCCAGGGGGAGAUGGAGAACGGGACGGUGUGGUCCAACUCCUCCGAGUCGUCGGACGACUCGUCCAGCCCGGCGCUGGCCCACCACGCCCAGAGGCUGACGGCCUCCAGCAUGCUGCAGACCACUCUCACCGCCCAGCUCUCGUCCACGCCGCACAAGUCCAGCGCCUCCACGCCCUCGCUCUCGUCCAAUCAGGAGGAGGACGAGGCGGACGGCGGCGAGGUCUUCCCCGCCGCGGACGCGGUGCCCAACGGCCACCCGCGGACGCUGUGCUCCCUCGGCCUCAUCGGGGAGAGCAGCCCGGACUGUACGGCCGCCGACGGGGUGUGUGUGCGGUCGGAGGAGCUGAGCUGCUCCUGCCCCGACGUCUGCGCCGCGCCGCCCGGGUCGUCGCGGGAGGAGGGAGGAGUCUCCGCGGAGGAGGAGGAGGCGACGGAGGACUCGACGGCUCCGACCGAAGCGACGUCAAAGGACGGCGCCGCCGAAUCGGCGGAGGAACCGCAAACGGAGCAGAGUCGGCCCGACCAGGAGGCGGCGCGAGCGGAGGACGCUCCAGCGGCUCCUUUUCCCACUUCUAUCAGCUUCAAUCAGGAGGUGGAGACGGCGCUCGAAAGCUUCGACUUCCUCAACUGCGCCGACUCGGAUGAAGAGGAUGAAGAUGAGGACGAGGAGAAGGAGCCACAGCAGCCGCAAGAGGACGAAGGGGAAAAGGAGGAGCAGGAUGUAAAAGAACAGGAGGACCAAAACCCAGCAGAGGAAGAGAAACCAGAGGAAACGGAGACAGAGAAACCAGAGGAAAGAGUGAAAACAGAGAAAACAGAGGAGGAAGAAAAGGCGAUGGAGAUCCUCUACUCUGGAGGAAGUGACGAGGAGGUGGAGGAGGUGGACGGUCUGGAGAUCCUGAUGGAGGCUCCUGAAGGCUUUAGAAACUCAGAUGAGGAUUGUUUCUGUGAGUCACAGGAGUCAAGCGUGGCAGACCUGCAGGAUCUGGGUCAGUUGGAAAUCCCCGCUGCCGAGGAAGAGGAGGCCGAGGAAGAGGAGCGGAGCGAGGCGAAGAAGGGAGACGAAGAACGCGGAGCGGGAGCGUCACAGGACCAGGAGGACUGUCCCUCCACUCCCACCCACUUGGCCACGACUGUCUUCUGACGACACGGCGGGACCAUCUCUCCCCGUCCCGACGUACCGGUGCCAUCUCGCCCCCGUCUCGCUCACACGCCGCGGGGACCGGAGGCCUUGAGGACGUUUCACCCGCCGCUCAGACAAACAGGCUCUCCUGCUAACGGUGGAGUUUGUGCACAUUUUUGCCUUCUUCCGACCAGGAUCCACAAACUCCGAGGAGUUUCCCCGCAUCCCGGUCAUGACUGGAAAUCCUCCCGCGCACACACUCCUCCCUCCGAUCACGCCGAAACACACCGCCGUCGCGUCGCCUGGGUUACAGUGGGGACAAAGUUUUAUGUUUACACUUCUGGGAGCUGCUCCUGUCAUGUGAACGCUGGCUGUCCAGGACAUGCCGGGAGCAGAUGAAAGGGGCCUUGUUUCAGCCGCGUUGCAGUGCUUUUUUUUAAGUGAUCUAAUCAUUUUCACAUGGUUUUUAUAAGUUCAAGUCUUUUUUUUCCCCAAAAAAAAUCUCUGGAGAAGCUUACAAUCAUUUACCAAGUUGCAUUACAAGUUUUUCCCCAGCUGUAUCAGUAUUUGUGGACGUGACAGACUGCAGAGGUCAAUAUUUUCAGUGUUAAGUGAGUGUACGGCCCACGGCGCUCUCAUCGACAGAGGGAAAGAUUUCAUGAGCAUGUGAUGUUUGUCUGAGGGCAUGAAGUCGUUUCCAAACCAGGAAUGCACCCAGAGACGUGAGAGGAUUUUUAUUUUUAUUUUUUAUUUGAAAUUUGAAGCAUCUGAGAUGUUUCAGGAGAAUAUUCAGAGACACACAUGGAGACCACAAGUUGCAUUUAACUGUUAAAAGCUGUCGGAACACGUGUUUUAUGAUAACUUGAAGGAUUGGAGUGUUGAGUUUUGUCGCAGAGCUCAUUUUGGUCCAGUUUUUUUUUUUUUUUUUACAUAACAAUCUGCAGUGUGGAAAUAUAUUUAAGCUUGCAUGUGUAGCUGCCUCACAUUGCCAGCAUGUCUGUGUAAAAAGAAAAAGAAAAAGAGAA
Messenger RNA from Salarias fasciatus (jewelled blenny), 3557 nucleotides. RefSeq names its product rho family-interacting cell polarization regulator 1-like. Lineage: Eukaryota; Metazoa; Chordata; Actinopteri; Blenniiformes; Blenniidae. The transcript has 18 exons. The record is from RefSeq and is a predicted model, not a curated record. Bases 505 to 2553 code for a protein of 682 amino acids.